Messenger RNA from Chaetomium strumarium, 2562 nucleotides. RefSeq lists its product as uncharacterized. Lineage: Eukaryota; Fungi; Ascomycota; Sordariomycetes; Sordariales; Chaetomiaceae. The coding region runs from base 232 to 2472 and encodes 746 amino acids. The record is from RefSeq and is a predicted model, not a curated record. The transcript has a single exon.
CGAAUACCUCGACCAAGUUGCGGACUCGAGCUUUCAAAACAUCUUCACAGGUGGACGCCAUAUCUGUUACGACCUUCACCACGACACGACCUUCUCAGUUUCUUGAUAUUGGAAAUCACGACCUGCGAGGGCCGUUCUGCGUCCUCUCGGACGGCAAAAAACUCUUUGUCAGGUGUCAGACGCGUUAUUAGCACCAGCGUAGAGUAGCUGGCCGCACGGCUGUUCCUCCAAAUGGAGCACCACUCACCCCGCGAUCAUGCGACCUCGAAUGUCCUGGCAUGGACCGCCGCACAUUCCGCCAACGUAGAACCGUCGGUGGAAGAGGACGCAGGCGCCGACGCAGACGAACCGCCCGAUCGUCUGGCGCGGAUGUCGCAUCUAUCCACCAAUUUUCAACGCACGCCUGUCCGCCGGGCCAGUGAACAGCAUGAGUCACUGUUGACCAAGGGGCUGCAAAGCCAGUCGGACGACGACACCAACGGUCUCGGGUCUCUGCGCCAGCUUCGUCGGCAACGCUCUAUCACGAGCAAUACUAGCUGCGCGUCAACCGCCAAUUCCACUUGCACCAGCGGCAUUACGACCCCAGCCCGCACCAGCUCGCCGAGCCCGCGACUGCCGAAUGCCGGGUUUGUCUCUCUCGCUCCUGCCAACUCUAAGGGUGCGCAGCCGCAAAAGGACCCCGCUGUACAGGCUCUGGAGAAGAAGCGCUGCAUUUCCUUCGCUUGUGCAGCUAAGCCGAAGCCUGAUGAGAGGACGUCGAUGCCGCCCACAGCCGACCGGAACGAGAGAAAGCCCGAAGUUGCGCAGAAGAAAACUUGCAUCAGAUUUGCAUGCCCUCAACCACCGCGGACCGCAUACAUGCAGCGACGUGAGGCUCGACCGCCAACUCCAGUGCCAAGAGCAACCCAAGCGAGCCCUAGCACCCCUAAGGCUUCUUCAACCCUCGAGAAGCCGCGUUCCCCGUCAACUAUCGGCGCCUUUCGCUCUUCGACGUCCCGCAGGAACCCCGGCAGUCCCGUUGCCAUUCGGAACAAGCGGUGGCUCACUGCAGACUCCAAGGAUUUGGACAGCGAAUGCGUACGGUUCCACGAGUUUGCCAGCGGUGAGUCGGUGGAGGAGGAUUGGAUACGGCGUGAUGAUGCGACCAUGAAGCCGAAGCUCACGAUUAACGACACCCUCAAGAAGGAGAACGAUAUUCGAAAGCUGGGCAAGGAAGCUGAGGAAGAGGCGGAACUUGAAGAAGAAAUCGACGAGGAGGAGGAUGAAGAGGUUGACGAGGCAGAUCUCAUCGACGAUGAGGAUGAUGAGGACGAUUCUGGGGAUGCCGAAGAAGGGGAUGAUGUGGAUGACGAGGUCGACGACCUCGAGGAUGAGGAAGGGUUGGAAGACGGUGCCGACACAGAACAUGCUUGGGAUGAGGAAGCUUCCGAUGGUUACAAGACGGACAGCGAGUUUGGUUUUGCCGAGUCUGAUGAUGAGGAUGACGACCUGGUGCUAUGGACUACUCGCAUAGGCCACUAUCGGUCUCUUCUUUCCGGGGCCGUAUCAGGCAUUGCCACAAUGUCCACACUUUCACGGAGGCCGUCACUGGGCGGGAACUCGGAUUCGUCGUCGUCGUCUAAUCGCAAGUCGGCCCUAUCUCGCAAGAAGCGCUCGAAGACGCGUCCUGUUUCCCUCCAGCCUGCCACUCACGAGUUACCUGACAGCACGGAUUUUGUAUGCGGCACCUUCGAUGAGGAUAAGCCUUUGGAGGAAGCUUAUAUCUCGCGUGUCGAGAGGCGAAGGCGUGAGCGGCAGCAGCCCAUUCCUCAGGACAUCGACCCCAGCUUCCCAACUUCUGAUCCCGAGGAUGAGGCCGAAGAGCUGUACAAAAAGGGGAAUGGCGAGAGCGAUGACCAUCUUUGGCUCCACGGCGAGUUUGAAGAUCUACACCAUGAGCGUGACCGCAGGGGCCGCAAGAAGGGGCCUGUACCAUCUCCAAAGAGAUGUCGCUCCCCACCGCCCAAGCUCAAGUCGCGCGGUCACUCUCCUAAGAAGCUGUACGAUCAGCGGUCUCCCCGACUGCGGUCUCCGGCUCCCCCUCGCCUAGCACUCAAAUUACCCGUCAUCUCCCCGGUGCAUGAUUGCGCAGGCCUCGGUCUCAAGCCUCUGGCAUUCGGUCCUCACCCGAUGCAGGCCAAGUCCCUUCCCAAGGCACCUAGCAUGAUCCCUCAUCUCAAGGUACGCAGGCCGAGAGGUGGUACCAUAACGAACGAGGCGCAUGUUCGCGGUGCCAUCGACAUCGUCAAGGGACUCGAGCAAAAACGACAGCGGCGCAAGGAGAAAUUCUACCAAAAGUACUACAACCGAGCGCGGAAAGAGAAGGCGCAAACAAGACGGCCGCCUCCCGGACAGGGCGCUGAGCGCAUGAGGGAGCUCGGGCUGUUCAUGGCUGGCAAGGUGGGACACGGUAAUUACGUGCUUUCCAUCUAGACCGGGGAGGUUUAUCUGAUCAGCAAUCGAUAACUGCGGGCAUACCCAGGCAUGUACAGCUGGAGUCGGGUGGCAUUCAUGACAUUACGA